Molecule: messenger RNA, 1734 nt
Organism: Ictidomys tridecemlineatus (thirteen-lined ground squirrel)
Lineage: Eukaryota; Metazoa; Chordata; Mammalia; Rodentia; Sciuridae
Gene: Sf3b4
Product: splicing factor 3b subunit 4
Biological process (GO): positive regulation of mRNA splicing, via spliceosome
Cellular component (GO): nucleolus; precatalytic spliceosome; U2 snRNP
Molecular function (GO): RNA binding
Source: RefSeq, a predicted model, not a curated record
CCUUAAGAGGGUCUGAGAGUUUCCACUCGGCCUCCGGCACCAAGCCCCGACGCCUCACUACGCCCGGGAACCGCCACGGCGCUGCGUUUCAGCGACUCCUAAGAUGGCCGCGGCCGCUUCCGGCCCCGCCCCGCCAAGUCCCACCCACCGCUCGUGUCUGUUCCGGAAGUGGAAAUAGCAACGAGGUCAGAGGGCGGAGCUGGUGCUUAGAGACGGCGGGAGCUCUUUCGCCAUGGCUGCGGGGCCGAUAUCCGAACGGAACCAGGAUGCCACUGUGUACGUGGGGGGCCUAGAUGAGAAGGUUAGUGAACCACUGCUCUGGGAACUCUUUCUCCAGGCAGGGCCCGUGGUCAACACCCACAUGCCAAAGGAUAGAGUCACUGGCCAGCACCAAGGUUAUGGCUUUGUUGAAUUCUUGAGUGAGGAAGAUGCUGACUAUGCCAUUAAGAUCAUGAACAUGAUCAAACUCUAUGGAAAGCCAAUACGUGUAAACAAGGCAUCUGCUCACAACAAAAACCUGGAUGUAGGGGCCAACAUUUUCAUUGGGAACCUGGACCCAGAGAUUGAUGAGAAGCUGCUUUAUGAUACUUUUAGCGCCUUUGGGGUCAUCUUACAAACACCUAAAAUUAUGCGGGACCCUGAUACAGGCAAUUCCAAAGGUUAUGCCUUUAUUAAUUUUGCUUCGUUUGAUGCUUCGGAUGCAGCAAUUGAGGCCAUGAAUGGGCAGUACCUCUGUAACCGCCCUAUCACUGUAUCUUAUGCGUUCAAGAAGGACUCUAAGGGCGAGCGUCAUGGCUCAGCAGCUGAACGACUUCUAGCAGCCCAGAACCCUCUCUCCCAGGCUGACCGUCCUCAUCAGCUGUUCGCAGAUGCGCCCCCUCCACCUUCCGCCCCCAACCCUGUGGUGUCAUCACUGGGAUCUGGGCUUCCUCCACCAGGCAUGCCUCCUCCUGGCUCCUUCCCACCUCCGGUGCCGCCUCCUGGAGCCCUCCCACCUGGGAUACCUCCUGCCAUGCCCCCACCACCUAUGCCGCCUGGGGCUGGAGGACAUGGCCCUCCAUCAGCAGGAACCCCAGGGGCUGGACAUCCUGGUCAUGGACAUUCUCAUCCUCACCCGUUCCCACCAGGUGGGAUGCCCCAUCCAGGAAUGUCUCAGAUGCAGCUGGCCCACCAUGGCCCUCAUGGCUUAGGACACCCACAUGCUGGACCUCCAGGCUCUGGGGGGCAGCCACCACCCCGACCACCACCUGGAAUGCCUCAUCCUGGACCUCCUCCAAUGGGCAUGCCUCCCCGAGGACCUCCCUUUGGCUCUCCCAUGGGUCACCCAGGUCCUAUGCCUCCACAUGGUAUGCGUGGGCCUCCUCCACUAAUGCCACCUCAUGGAUAUACUGGUCCUCCACGACCCCCACCCUAUGGCUACCAACGGGGGCCCCUCCCCCCACCCAGACCCACGCCCCGGCCUCCAGUUCCCCCUCGUGGCCCACUUCGAGGCCCUCUCCCUCAGUAAAUUCUCAUUCUUCUUCCUUCUGUUCUAUCCUUCUGAUAUCUUUUCGAUUCCUUGGACCAAUCAGAGUUGCUAUAGCUCUUUGGGGCUAGGGCGCUAAUCCCUCUCAGUCCCCCACCAAUGCAAUUUUUUUUAAAGGAGGUUUUUCUUUUUCGUUUUUCUUUUUUACGUUGGUCCAGUGUUUUGCAGAUAUCCAGAGAAAAUAAAACUUUGAUCCUUGUUUAUUCUUU